AUGCUCACUUUCCUCAUGUCCCUGGCUGUGGUCGGCAGCGCGCUUGUACUGCAGGCCGAAGCGCAUCAGGUCGUGUAUAUUCCGUCGCCCACGUGGACGCGUGCGAACUCGACGGCCGCAGAGCGUCGUGAGCUUUGGAACCCGUUGGCGUUCCUCGAGAACCAAGGUUUCCAGACGCACCUGCGUGAUUUCAUGGACAACGCCAAGUACACGGUCACGGAAGGAGCCGACCAGGCCUGCGGAUGGACCGACCCCAAGGGCAUCGCCCAGCAGAUUCCAUCGGACGGAACCAUGCGUACGUCGGGCUACACCCACGACGGCCCCUGCGAGAUCUACAUGGGCGACAAGCUGGCGCUGUCGUAUCUGAACUGCCACGAGUCGAUCACGGACCAGACGUUCAAGCUGGACUACAGCGGAUGUGGCGAUAGCUGCACCUUGUACUGGUACUGGCUGGGCGUGCGCUUCCUCAACAACAAGUACUCGUGGCAGGUGUACAAGGAGUGCAUCCCCAUCUACUCGGGCUCGGGCGGUGGCGCAACGAUGACGACGAACCCGAACGGCAACUGA
This is a messenger RNA of Phytophthora sojae, 567 nucleotides long. RefSeq lists its product as hypothetical. NCBI's taxonomy places the organism in Eukaryota, Oomycota, Peronosporomycetes, Peronosporales, Peronosporaceae. The record is from RefSeq and is a predicted model, not a curated record. The coding region runs from base 1 to 567 and encodes 188 amino acids. The transcript is spliced from 2 exons.